GACACGCGAGGUUCUUUAUAAUAUCGCGGGUUUUUUUAAAUUUUGCGCGGGUAAUUUUGAACACACUUGUCCCAUUCAACAUAACGCGCAACGUGACUUACACGCUUUUAUUAUUACAAUUAAAAUAAUACGACAAUAAUAAUAAUAAUUAAUUAUUAAUAUUAUUAUUAUUUUUAAAUAAAAUAAUACUGUGACUGUGUCUCGAUAUUAAUAUUUAUUAUUUUUAAAAUAAUUUAAAACGAGACUGUAAUUUUAUUUGGGUGAGUGAGCUGUCAGGUGUAUUGCUGUGCAUUUAAAGGAUUUAAUUGAUAAAGAGAUUAACGUGAGAUAUAAGAAUUCAAUUUUAAAUCCAGUAUAAAUAAUAAUAAUAAUAAUAAUAAUAAUAAUAAUAAUAAUCACUUGGUGAUAAUUGACAAUUGAAAUAACAUAAGUGUGUUAAUAUAAAUAUAUAUAUUUAUAUAUAUAAAUUAAAUUAAACGCAAGUGACAGUGACAUUGCAAAGAUUGUUUUUAUUACGCAUUGUACAAACACUGUUUUAAAUUUACAGUACGAUAAUAAUAAUAAUUAUUGUUAUUAUUAUUAAUAUAUAAAUCGAAGGUAUGGAAUAUGUGUGCGUAAAUUCUACAGAUAUAUCGUCAAGUUACCAGAGGGUUAGGGGUUAAUAAGAUUGACAAGCGAUCGAGGUGGAGGUUUGUUGCAAUAAAUUAGUAAAAACGGAGCCGGUCAAAACGGAGCGGGGAUUUUCAUUUUGGAGCGAUGACGUGACUAGUGAAACGUGCAGAAAUUUGUUUAUGUUUGGGACGUAUUCGCACAAUAAUAAUAACAAUAGUGCUAGUAAUAAUAAUAUUAAUAGUAAUGGUAAUAAUGAUAAUGAUAAUGAUAUAAGUAGUAAUUAUAAUAAUAGGAGUAAUAAUAAUAAUAAUAAUAAUAACGACUGUGGUAAUAAUAAUUUAGAUAUUAAUUUAUCUGAUGCUCGAGGAUCGAACGACGUUAAUACAAGAGAUCCACACAUCGAGGACACGAAAAAAUUACUAGGCAUUCAUACAGAUCACGAGUCAUCGGGAUGCUCGGCUGACAUGGCAGAGGGUUCUGCUGAAGAGGAACAAAGCAGUACCGCAGCCCCGGCAUCGCCGCCCGCGGAUUUACGUACAAUAAAUACCCACUUAUCGCCAUCGUACCGACGUCUACAGCCGCCUCAGCCUCAGUCCCAGGCACCUCAGUCCCAGCAGCAAACCCACCAUCGUCCUUACGCAAACAUGUUGGCCACUGCGGUACCCAUGAGACAUAACUACAGCAUGCUGUCACACGUUAAGACCGAGGCCGCGGACAUCGAUCCUCCCUGCGACGUUCCAUUGAAUCUCAAGAGUGAGGAAAGUGAUCGAAGCAGUACCGGAAGUCCAGAACCAGCAUCGGGUGUCCUCCAUGAGCACCAUAUGCUCAUGGAGGGACUCAAAAACUCACGAAAAAGACGACGAAGUACGUCGCCCGAAAACAUGACCCAUUCAAAAUUUCCACGAUCAGAUUCUCACUUAAACGGUACCAUGGCAGGAAUGGUAACUCUGCAAAAUUUACAAAAUUUAGCAAACAUGCAGCAAAACUUACCGCAAGUGGCAUCUCUGGCAGCUGGACUACAAGCCGGGAUGUCCAGCGGGUUAUCAAAUAAUCAAAUGAUCAAUACUCCUUUAAAUUUAACAGUCAGUGCAUCAGGAGGAACUGCACCAACUCCCUCUAGCACGACGUCAUCGCCGCAUCUUCUGCCCUCAAGUUCAGCCCCGAUGGCAACGCUACCCCAAUUACUGUCCCAACAUCAGCCAGUGUCAAUGCCUCAAUUUAUUUUAACCUCAGGUCAACUGGUCCAAGGGAUCCAGGGCGCCCAGUUGUUCAUUCCGACCUCCCAAGGACUCGUUACGCAAACGAUACUCACUAUCCCAGUGAACCAUGUGACGAAUAAUCAAAUGGUGAACCUGGCGCUCAGUAAUGGCCAAGUUGUGUCGACAACUCUUGCAAAUCUUCAGUCAAUCGCACAGCCUCAGAACCUUAUGAAUACAUCAACGAGUAAUGUGCCAACGAGUCAAAGUCUUGCAUCGGGAUUGGGUUUGAACCCAGCGUCAUUGCCUCACUUACUAGGCAAUAAUUCAGCAAGUCAACAGUUACUCAAUGCCAUGCAACCACAACAGCUUCUGCAGGCUGCGCAAGCGGCACAAGCUCAAGCUGCCCAGGCUGCCCAAGCUGCUCAGGCAUCACAGCAACCUCUGCUUGCUACGUCACCGCAACACCAGCACAGCCAUCGGCAUACCUCACACCUCAACCACUACCAGCAAACCUCCGAAAAACAUCAUCGAGAAAGACCAGAACAGUCCUCGCCUUUAAACAACUCAGCGGUUUCGGCCGCGUCGGCUCUCAACAGACUGGCAGCAACAAAUGGGGAAAUUACAAUAACGACAACUCAUGGGCCAGGUAAUGCUGGGAUGAAGUUGUCACCUGGUAGCAGGCUCAGUCCUAAGGAAGACGAUGACGAUUUACUCAGUGAUUCUCCGAAUCAACCGACAAUCAAUGAAGCUACGAAUAACGUUGUGGAUGGAAUCAACUUAGAUGAGAUUAAGGAGUUUGCCAAGGCAUUUAAACUUCGACGAUUGUCUCUGGGAUUGACGCAAACUCAAGUUGGACAGGCACUCAGUAUCACUGAAGGACCCGCGUACAGUCAGAGCGCAAUAUGCAGUGCCCUGGCUACCCAGAUGUACGCUGCCUCGCAGAUUGCCUCUCAGCAGCAAGCUAUGUUUGAAAAAUUGGAUAUUACGCCGAAGAGCGCGCAGAAAAUAAAACCGGUACUUGCGAGGUGGAUGAAAGAAGCCGAAGAGAGUGUUUAUGAUUAUAGGUAUAAAAGCGGUGCCAAUAAUCUUACGGAAUUUAUUGGAGUCGAGCCAAGCAAAAAACGAAAACGGCGGACAUCGUUUACUCCACAGGCUUUGGAACUUCUCAAUGCACAUUUUGAUAAAAAUACACAUCCGACUGGUAAUGAAAUAACAACACUGGCACAACAAUUGGGGUACGAAAGAGAAGUGAUAAGAAUUUGGUUCUGCAACAAACGGCAGGCAUUGAAAAAUACCGUGCGGAUGAUGUCUAAAUAAAUAUUCAAAGACUGGAAUUAAUAUUAAUAAUAAUAAUAAUAAU
Molecule: messenger RNA, 3171 nt
Organism: Microplitis mediator
Lineage: Eukaryota; Metazoa; Arthropoda; Insecta; Hymenoptera; Braconidae
Gene: pdm3
Product: POU domain, class 6, transcription factor 2
Exons: 13
Coding region: 792-3128 (778 amino acids)
Biological process (GO): regulation of transcription by RNA polymerase II
Molecular function (GO): RNA polymerase II cis-regulatory region sequence-specific DNA binding; DNA-binding transcription factor activity, RNA polymerase II-specific
Source: RefSeq, a predicted model, not a curated record